AUAAAAAUUCCCUUGCAUUUCGGGAAAAAGUCCUUGAUUAAGAGGGAUUCAUAAUUACGCAAUAUGAAAACAGAUAAUUUUAUGCAGGUACCUACAUACACUGCAAAGUACCAGGCAUAAUAUUUCGGUAACAAUGAAUCUUCAAUUUCCUGCUACGCCGCCAGGUCGCGCUGCGAUGCAUGCUCUCUAUACCCUUUCUUAUUGGCCAAUGGUACGUUAAAUGCACCAUGGAUCUCUUAGCAUACCGAAAUCUCAGCUUCUGUCGAUCUUUGCUUUGCUGUAAUUAGCGAAGAUUCCGUUGUAACAUCAUACUGAAGAUUUAAUAAAUGCCUUAUCCUCAGCUCAUUAGGUUGGGUUUGUUUUACGGCUACGCCUUUUAAUAUACUUAGGCCGCUACCGUCCUUCAUUUCCCCUCGUCGGCUUCGAUAGGUGUUUGUCUCAAUUGGAAACGCCAUGCACGUCAAGAAAGCUUCCGUCUUCGUCGGUGCCUUUGCCAGUGCGGGGGUAUCUGCACUCCCAGGAGCAGCAUGGCAAUAUCCGACUCAGCAACAGCAGCACUUCCGGUUUGCUGAACUCGGACCUCGUCCGGAGUUUUUGGUAAACGACAUGGACGAAGGCUGGCUGAAAGACAAGUUAUUAUCGUGUGCCGACAUGGAAGCACGGCCAACCAAGUUUAGUAUCGGCCAUCGUGGAGGCGCUUGCUUGCAAUUUCCCGAGGAGUCGCGGCAAUCAAUAGAAGCGGGAACCCGCAUGGGUGCUGGGAUUCUCGAGUGCGAUGUUGCUUUUACCAGCGAUCGUCAGCUCGUUUGCCGACACGACCAAUGUGAUCUACACACCACUACGAAUAUUGUCGCGACGGAAUUAGGUGCGAAAUGUACGACGCCGUUUACACCGGCGAGUGGCGAUACACCAGCAACCGCCAACUGUUGCACGAGCGACAUCACAUUAGCCGAAUUCAAGACCCUUUGCGGAAAGAUGGACGGGUUUAACGCCUCGGCUACUACACCCGAGGAUUUCCUGCACGGUACACCAGGGUGGCGUACUGAUCUAUACGCUACUUGCGGAACCGUCCUCUCACACAAAGAUUUCCUCACUCUCGUCGACUCGCGCGGUCGUGAUUUCACCACCGAACUCAAGGAACCGCGAGUACCUAUGCCCUUCCAAGGAAACUACACACAGGAAGAAUAUGCACAGCAAGUGAUCAAGGAGUACCGGGCUGCAGGCAUCGAUCCGUCGCGCGUGUGGCUGCAGAGUUUUUCCUUCGCGGAUGUAGCCUACUGGCUGCGUGCCGAUCCAGCAUUUGGCAAGCAGGCUAUCUUACUCGACGAGAGCGGCGAUUCGCCCGAGUUAUUCCCGGGUGCUGUUGCUAACCUGUCAUUUUAUAAAGAGGCUGGCGUGCAGAUCGUGGCGCCGCCGCUCAGUUACCUAGUCACACUCGGCGAGGGAGAUGAGUACAUCCCGUCUUCUUAUGCGACCACGGCUAAGAAGCUAGGCCUGAAGAUUAUUACCUGGUCGCUUGAGCGGUCGGGCCCACUGGCUCAGGCCGCUGCUUCUGGUGACUACUAUUGGGCAACCGUAGCAAACGGAACACACAAGGAUGGCGACAUGUACAGACUCGUCGACGUUUUGGCCCGGGAGAUUGGAGUUCAGGGUAUCUUCUCGGAUUGGUCUGCUACCGUCACUUACUAUGCCAAUUGCUUUGGUCUCUUCUAAGUGUAGAGUCAAAAAGCAAUAAAAUACCACAAUCGGAUAGUAAUAGUAAAAAUUAAUUGACGUUAUCAUAUUGUAU
Molecule: messenger RNA, 1789 nt
Organism: Hypoxylon trugodes
Lineage: Eukaryota; Fungi; Ascomycota; Sordariomycetes; Xylariales; Hypoxylaceae
Product: glycerophosphoryl diester phosphodiesterase family protein
Exons: 1
Coding region: 454-1713 (419 amino acids)
Biological process (GO): lipid metabolic process
Molecular function (GO): glycerophosphodiester phosphodiesterase activity
Source: RefSeq, a predicted model, not a curated record